Toxoplasma gondii ME49 is the source of this 4528-nucleotide messenger RNA. Its product is annotated as ubiquitin carboxyl-terminal hydrolase. Lineage: Eukaryota; Apicomplexa; Conoidasida; Eucoccidiorida; Sarcocystidae. Gene Ontology annotation, biological process: protein deubiquitination. The record is from RefSeq and is a predicted model, not a curated record. Gene Ontology annotation, cellular component: cytosol; nucleus. The transcript is spliced from 3 exons. Gene Ontology annotation, molecular function: cysteine-type endopeptidase activity; cysteine-type deubiquitinase activity. The coding region runs from base 442 to 3540 and encodes 1032 amino acids.
CGCGGAGUGGAGUUCGAAAUUCGCGAAAUCGGGACGUCGAACUGGCCUUCAACUCCCAUCCUCUCGACUUUCGGGGUCUGAGUCAGCCUGCUGUUUCUCGGGUGACUCACUCUUCUCUCUCUGCUCUCUGGGGAGCUUCCGCAGUCACCUUGAACCUCAAGCUGCUGGCGUUUCUCCCCCACUAUCUUUCUCCUCUUUUCGCGUACAAGUGCUUUCUUCUCUUCCUCUCUCUUGAUGUUCCUUCUCCUCUCUCUCCAGUCCCCUCCCCUCCCCCCCGCAUCCAUCUACGUCUGUAUUUGUGUGUAACUGCAUGAUUCUCCCUUCCCCGCUUCCAGGCCGUCUCUCUGUCUCUCCCCUCUCCUGCCCUGUCUCCUCUAGGUCUCCUCUAGGUCUCCUCCAGCUUUCUCCCUUCUCCUUCUGCUCCCUUCGUCCAGCUCUAGGAUGGUGGCCGUCGCCGUAUCGGGGCGGGAGGCUAGGGAGCCGCCUCCGGAGCUUGCGUCGAGAGUCUGCGCUGCGCCUUCUGCGCGCAAAGGGACGCGGACAGCGCAGACAACCUCGGACGCCGUCGUCGUGGCUUUAGCCGAGAGAAAAAUCAACUUUGUGCCCUCGGCUGCGAACCUCGUCGCGGGGGGCGCGCUCCGCCAAGCCGUUCCGCGUCCACCGACGCUGCCGGUCUCCCAGUGGCUCUUCCCGCGCGAGGCCCUCCCGCCACCCUUCUGGACGCAAGCGCGGCAAGCCGGCGCAGGUCUGCGGAACCCAAGCUCUUUGUGCUUCAUGAACUCGGUGCUUCAGGCUCUCGCGUACACCCCAGGCUUCGCCGAGCACCUGAUCGAGGGGCGUCACUCGCGCGUCUGCCCUGUCGCGCAGGCGCGUCGCGCGGCCGCCAGACUCCGAAGACUGGACGACGCCCAGUCCGAGACAAAACAGACGCAAGCGAGGGCCGCCUUCGAGCAGGAGAGCCGCAAUGCCCGCGAGGAGGACGCGCGCGGACCAACCACGCACAGCUCCCAGGGGCGCCAGCGCGAGCAGAGCUCCGGAGCUUCCGACUCGGACAAGGCGCGCGUCUCCUUCGCGUUUUGCGUCCUCUGUAAACUCGAGGAACAGAUCCGCCUGCUGCAUCGACAUGGCGGCGGCCGCGUGGAGAACCGCUUCAGCGCAUGCGUGAAGCAGUUCGUCUGGAAGUCGUUCCGCCCACAGCGACAAGAAGACGCCCACGAGUUCCUCCGCUUUCUCCUCGACGCACUGAUUCGCGUCCGCGAGGCGGGCAGCGCACCCCUGUCGAGCCCAGCGAAGAAAGAAGCUCCGCCGGAGCUCUGGAUGACCAGCCUCUGUGGCCAGCUCUUCGGCGGCUGGCUUCAGUCCUCGAUUCGCUGCUCCAGGUGUCCGUACACCAGCGUCCGCUUCGACCCCUGCCUCGACGUCCCCCUGGACCUGGGCAGAAACAGAGACAACGCGGGCCCGCGGAGCAAAAAGGCCCAGAAGCGCGUGCAGAAACUAGGGGCCCACAGACGCCACGCGACAGCCGGAGAGGGUGUAUGUACACUCGAAAAGGCCCUGUACAGAUUCGUACAAAAAGAACACCUUGACGGAGACAACUGCUACAAUUGCCCGCAGUGCAAGCAGAAACAGCCCGCGACCAAGCAGCUGCAGAUUCACACACCUCCUCAGAUUUUGGUGCUCCCCAUCAAGCGCUUCACGAUCUGCGGGGCUCCUGGGUUUCCGUUCGGCCUUCUCGACAAGUCCUGUCUGGGCAAAAACAACACGUCGCUCGUGUAUCCUUCUCUCCUGAAUUUGACGCCCUUCAUGACGCCGCCGCCUGAGCCGCCUCUGCACGAAGCCUCCGCUGCGUCGCUUUUCUCUCUCUCCUCUUCUGUCUCCGCGUCUGCCUCCUCGUCUGUCUCCUCGUCUGUCUCCUCCGCGUCCGUCUCGCUCUCGGCCCUCGUGUCCCCGCGGACCUGUUCAACGCGGGCGUCCUCGACGUCCUCCGCUUCGCUCGAAGCAUCACCGGGCUCGUCAGGUUCGCCGACGCCUUCCUCGCCGUCCGCGCCGUCGCUCUACCAGCUGUACGCGGUCAUCACGCACUACGGCAGUUCGUUGAGCUUCGGGCACUACAAGUGUUUCGCGAAGAUGCCGACCCCGCCGUCGGUGUCUGCAGAGACGGGAGGGGCCUCCGGAGACGCCGCCGUCGCUUCGUCACCGUGGCUCAUGCUCGACGACGAGAGUGUGCAGAUGGUCAGCGAGUCCUUUGUCCUCCAGCGCCUCCAGAAAGAAGCGUAUCUUCUGUUCUACUCGCGCGCGCCCUCGCCAGGCGACCUCACCCGGUCCUCGACGCCCAGCGAGGCUCCCCCCACAGACGCCGAGGCAACCGAGGAGACGGAAGAGACCGAGGAGACGGACGAGACCGAGGAGACGGACGAGACCGAGGAGACGGACGAGACCGAGGAGACGGACGAGAGGAGUGUCGCGAGCGACGAGACCUUGUCUUCAGAGAUAUCUGAGGAGACUUGGUCAGGCGCCUCUCCGCCCAGUUCGAGCGCGGGAGACAGCGACCUGGAGGAGGCAUGGCUGAAAGAAGCCGCGGACGAGAGUGCGAGGCAGCAGCACGAACUCGCCAGCUUCGUCUUGACGCGCGAGCGCCAAGCGGCCAGGUGUCUCUCCCGCAGACUGCGAACCCAUAUUCGAGCGGCGACGUCUUCAGUCCUGCGCGCAGCGCCCGAAGGACUCGUGAAAGGCACACCACUGCUCACAGAAAUGCGACGUCUGGAAGCCGUGCUUGAGACAGGUGAAGAAGACGAGGAAGACGAAGAAGAGGAAGACGAAGAAGAGGAAGACGAAGAAGAGGAAGAGGAGGACAGCGAAAAAGAGAAGGACGAGGAAGAGGCCGAGUAUGGCGCUGGGUUGGGGGGGCCGACGAGGAGAAGGAAAAGAGAACGAAAUGCUGCGUCUCGAGGAAGAGAUGAGGAGGAUGCAAAGUUGAGGGAAGAGACACCGACGAAGAGCGGAGGGGCGAACGGAACGAAGAGGAAAGAGACACGGAAGACGCAAGAGUCGAAUUUCAAGAACUUCCAUAUCGUUACUCCCGAAGACAUGGCCAACCGCAUCGCCGCCGCCAGCAGCUACACUUCGCAGUACGGUGUGCAUGCACCUGGGCUCUGGGGAGACGACAGCGAUGGAGACGGGUCGCCGGCAGAUGCGCCGCGCCGAGAUGCCGUGUUUGAGAGGCUUCAGGAGCUUCAGCAGCCGAAGAGUGCGAAGCGCGAACGUCACGACCGAGAAUACGAUCGCGGAAAAGUGAAGAAAGUGAAAAGAAAAGGGCCGCAGCCCACUGUUGGAGCUUCGGUUUCUCACGCGUCUGCCGAUUCUUCGCUCGUGGUGCGCCAGCGCGCUGCGUUCGACAAGGUUUUGACUGAGAAGAAAAACAAAGGGCAUCGCAGGCAGCGCUUGGGCCGCGCUUCGGGAGCCCAGGCGUCGAAGCGGAAGUUCGUAGACAAGCACAAGGGAAGGCACUGUCCAAAGAACAGAACAUGGAGACACCCGUGACUCCAGAAACCACAGACGACGAAGUGGUAGAAGCGGGCAGCUGCAGGGAGACCGCGUCGGUGUCUAGACACCUGCUGCGCAUGGCAAGUUGGCUACUCAGCUUCGGACGUGAGCUUCAGUUUCCGUUGAGACUCAUCGAGCUGCUGAAGGGCGCCUGCAAAGAUCUGAGGAAAACGACGCGAGAAGGGAAGGCGGGGGCAGGGAAAGAGCGACAGUGUUCGCGAGGAGACCAAGGAAUCUUUCGUAGAGCCGUCGAGGCAUGGGCGGCUUCAUUUCGGAUUGCAUGCGCCCAAAACAAGAGUGAAGAGGCCGAGGGCCGCUUGAUGGGGCAGAUUCGUUCACCAUUGCAUGCACAUGCGACCCGCUACUGCCCUCGGGUCUGCGAAUCCAAGUGUCUGGCGUCUCUGCAGAGACAGGAGAAAUUGUCACCAGGAAGAACUGGGAGAAGGCAGUGUGAGGAGACCAGGAGAGAAGGGCAAAGCAGAGGGGGAAGAAGCAGAAGACGAAACAGGAGAAGGAGAAGAAAAAGGAAACGAACAAGGAGAGGAACGAGAAGACAACGGAAACGAGGACACGACGAAGGCGUAACGAGGAAGGUAGUGGUGAUUGGGGUGAGUAUUCAGAUGAGUAUCUCGAGAGGAGAAGGUAGGCAAGGGGGAUGCGACAGAGAUGAAGGGUGAUCGGACGUCCGGACAGAAAUCGUAUGUCUCCGAGGCUGUCGAGGCCGACGAACCUCGGCCAUUUUUCCGGCUGAUGUUGUCAGGGGUGUUCGAGUCAGUUGCUGUGCGCGAAGUAGUGGCUGUCGUCCGAAACGAGGCAAACCAAUAUGCAGGUCUUGGGUGUCAGGUGCCUGGCUGCACAGUGCCAGGUGUCUGUACACUUCAGUUGUUUUUCGUCUCCGUUUUGUGUCACUUUUUUCCGCCUCAGCGACAGAGCGGGGCAACGCCGCUCAAUCCAACGAACGAAAUGCAGACGCUUUCAUCCGAAG